CCGCGCGCCCCGCGCUGCCCGUGGCCGGAGCGCAGCGCCGCGUCGUCCGGACACUGGCCGGCGGCCCGGGCGGGCCGAGCGCGCGCUGUGGCGCAGCAGCCCGUUUGGCCGGAGGCCCCGCGCGCUAUUCGCGGGCGCUGACGCGCGCCGAGGCGGCCCGUUUCUAUUCCGGGGGCCGCGGUCAGCGCGCUCGGCCGGGCCGCGCCUAUUAAGGGCCGCGCGGCGGCGGCCGGGGCCAUGCAGCUCUACAGCAGCGUCUGCACCCACUUCCCCGCCGGCGGACCGGGCCCCACGGCCGCCGCGCCCGCCGCGCCCGCCGCCGCCGCCGCCGCCGCCUUCAAGGUCUCCCUGCAGCCGCCCGCGCCGCCGGCCAGCGCCGCGCCGGAGCCCGAGACCGGGGAGGACCCGCCCGCCGCGCCCCGGGAAGCCGCCGCCGCCGCCGCCGCGAUGCCCGCCUUCUCCUCCUGCUUCGAGGUGGCCGCCGCCGCCGGCCCGGCCGCCGGCCCUCCCGGCGCGUCCUGCAAGCCGCCGCGGCCGCCGCACUACACGUCCACGGCGCAGAUCACCGUGCGCGCCCUGGGCGCGGACCGCCUGCUGCUGCACGGCCCCGAGCCGGCCCCAGCCCCGGCCCCGGCCCCGGCCCCGGCCGCCCCGCGCGCCCGCUGCCUGCUGCCCGCCGCGCCGCGCCGCGCCGCCCCGGCCUGGCUGCUGGAGCCCGACGGCGCGGACAGGGACUUCCGACGGAGCGAGCACCAGCAGGCCCUGGCCGCCGGGCAGCGGGGGCCCGCGCCGCCCGCCAGCCCCGAGGAGCCCCGCGCAGCCCCCGGGCGCAGCCCCCGCGGCGACCUCGCGGGGCCUGCCGAGCCCGCCCCGGCCGAGGAGGAGCCGGCGGCGGCGGUGGUGGCGGCCGGGCGGGCCGAGCCCCGCGACGAGAAGCUGGCCCUGUACCUGGCCGAGGUGGACAGGCAGGACAAGUACCUGCGGCAGCGCGACCAGUUCCGCUUCCACAUCAUCCCCGACGGCAACUGCCUGUACCGGGCCGUGAGCAAGGCGGUGUACGGCGACCAGGCCCUGCACCGCGAGCUGCGCGAGCAGACCGUGCACUACAUCGCCGACCACCUGGACCACUUCGGGCCGCUCAUCGAGGGCGACGUGGGCGAGUUCCUCGUGGCCGCCGCGCAGGACGGCGCCUGGGCCGGCUACCCCGAGCUGCUGGCCAUGGGCCGCAUGCUGAACCUCAACAUCCACCUGACGACGGGGGGCCGCUGGGAGAGCCCCACCGUGUCCACCAUGGUCCACUACCUGGGGCCCGAGGACGCCCUGAGGCCCAGCAUCUGGCUCAGCUGGCUCAGCAACGGCCACUACGACGCGGUGUUCGACCGCUGCUACCCCAACCCGGAGUACGAGCGCUGGUGCCGGCAGACGCAGGCGCAGCGGCAGCGCGACGAGGAGCUGGCCAGGUCCAUGGCCGUGUCCCUGUCCAAGAUGUACAUCCAGCAGAACGCGUGCUCGUGAGCCCCCCUCCCCCGGGGGCGGGGCGGGGGCGGCGGCGGGAGCGCUGACCGGGGUCGCGCCCUGGGCGGUGUCCCCGUAGACGCCCUGCGGCGCGUGCUGCCUUAAGUCUUGUCUCGCGUCCCUCUUCCCUGGCUUGCUCUCCGAGCCGCCGGCUGCUGGGCACCUGCGCGAUUCCGGAGAGCUCUGGGCGCCCCCGCUGCCUCCUCCUGGCCUGCUGAUGCCUCGCCGCGUGGAUCUGGUCCCUUCCCGGCACUCUAUUUUAUAUAUUAAAAAAGAAGAAGAAGAAAUAAUGUAUUUUUGCACAACCUUUUUAGAGACUGGCGGCCCGCCCUCGCGGGAUGCGACGGGCGGCUUUCGGAAACUGCUUUCCACGACCUUGCUCUCUGGGACAGGCAUCCGUGGCGGGUGGGCCUUCUGUCGUGGACGUGGGAGUCUCGCCGUCCUCUCUGAUUCCGCGUGGACGCGGAUGCGUGCGUGUAUCCGGAUGCUCCACCCAUUCCGUGUUGACAGAGUUGUUGUUACGGAAAUCAUUAUUUUUCUAGAGAUGGUCGAUUUUUUUUUUUUUUUAAGAACCCAAGGGAAGGUGUGGGAAGAUUCUGUUUGUUUUCCUUCAGAGGCAGUGCCAGGUCUUACUUGAAUUAAAGUCUUGAUUUCUGCUGUGGGCGGAGUGCCCGUGAUGGCUGCUCUCGGGUGUGUGCAGUGGGUGUCUGCCCUCGUUGCUUUAUCUCCAACUGUCACUUUGUUACACGAGGAUUUCCACUCCAGUCUGUGACCAGAUAAACCUCCUGCUUCCUGGCUUCUUGGAUUCAGCUAAAGAGAUCUGGAAACCAACGUAAACGCCUGGAGCCAGCCCUGGCAGGAAUUUGACGGCAGGAAAAUACUGUCUUAAUAUUGUGUUCAAAAGGCAAAAUAGGAGUCCCCUGUGUUCUGUCAAGAUGUCUGUGAACAGAGCUUGUGUGGUUUGCUGGGUCAAACGAUGUUUCCAACCUACACUCUAUCUCAUUGCCACUUUACCUAUUUUUAGUCCUAUUUAUUAAGUAAUGCAGUUUGUACUUUUUUAUUUUGUAACAUUUUGUGAUUUUUUUGUACAAUACUGUAUUUGAGCAAUUCUCAGCUGAUGGAAUGAAUAAAAUGGCAUAAUUUUACUUUUA
This is a messenger RNA of Oryctolagus cuniculus (rabbit), 2666 nucleotides long. RefSeq names its product OTU deubiquitinase 1 (gene OTUD1). Gene Ontology annotation, biological process: protein K63-linked deubiquitination. Gene Ontology annotation, molecular function: cysteine-type deubiquitinase activity. Lineage: Eukaryota; Metazoa; Chordata; Mammalia; Lagomorpha; Leporidae. The record is from RefSeq and is a predicted model, not a curated record.